Molecule: messenger RNA, 1546 nt
Organism: Toxoplasma gondii ME49
Lineage: Eukaryota; Apicomplexa; Conoidasida; Eucoccidiorida; Sarcocystidae
Exons: 3
Coding region: 258-1418 (386 amino acids)
Source: RefSeq, a predicted model, not a curated record
CGUGUGUCUGUAUCGCAUUGUUUCGCCAUCUGAAGAGCACGGGUUACCAGCAUCGAUCAGAAAGACCGUUUUGGCGUUGUUCCACCACGAAUUCGUUCUCACUCGCUCCACACGGCAGCGUUCCUCUGUCUUAUUCGUUAGCUGCUUGGGGGCUUCUCUCUACGGCGGAGCGCCCGAACGCCCUGCAUACCCUGCCGCAGUAUCAUGGCCUCUCAAUAAUCGACGCAGCGAAAGAGAGCCUUGCCACGGCUUCAAUCAUGUCGUAUUUCUCUGCUCGCGGGCCGGCGAAGACGCUCCCCUUUACUCCUCCCCAUGGGCUUCCACCAGCUCCGCUUUCAGCUCCCAGCCAGAGGGCCGUUCCCCCCGGUUCCAAGGGCAUCCUUGUGCGCCCGAUGGGCGUUGUCAGAGCUCGUCAAAAUCUAACUAGUGUCCUUCCCGGCAGCCCUGCAAUACAGCCGCUUACCUGGGCGGGUGGCCGCGGGGAGGACGGCGAGGUUCUUCCGCAGGCUUCUCCUUCGGCGCCCACACAGCGCCCAAGCACUUCCGUCGUCCCAGCAGUUACAUCAAGGCCUGCCGCACCAUGUCCCUCGGCCUAUGGUCCGGGCAGUCCAGGCGCUACCGAAUUGUCCGGGGGCACAAACGCCACUGCACUCGUGAGAGCUGGGACGAUACAGGAACUCAGCGCUCACCAGAGCGGGAAGCACUUUGACGUUUCGCCUCCCGUGCCUCUUCAGGAGGGAAACCAUUUUGCUCGGUUCUACGUGUUUGACUGGGACAAUACACUCUGCCCGACCGACUGGCUGUCGGAAUUGUACGGCCAAAAUGGGUCGAAUCUUUAUAUGAGCAAGAAGCCAUGCCCCGCGCUGAGCUCCCCCGUCCUAAAGUCCAAGAUGGACUUGCUGCAGAACAGUGUGCGGACGCUGCUGUUAAAGUGCAAGGAAAAGGGAGAAGUUGCCAUCAUGUCCAACGCCACGAGCGUCGGACUCAUCAAAACUCUCCGACUCCUGCCCGUCAUCCACAGAACUGUGAAUGAGCUACGCAUUGCUGUAGUCUCUGCUCGGGACAUGUGUGAGCCGCACGGCCUUCCGUUGGAGGACUGGAAGGACACAGCUCUCGUCCAGAUGCUGCUCGAUUUCGCAGGACGGCAUGCUAACCAAAAGCUCUCAGUUAUGACAAUCGGUGACCAGGACUUUGAGCACAUUGCCCUUCACAAUGCUUCAGAGUAUCUUCAAUCGCAGUUCGGCCGGGAUUCUCACCCGAAAUGCAUCAAAUACGUGGAGUCGCCGACCAUUGACAUUGUCACUAAGCAGACUGCAAUAUUCAUCGAGCUGCUCGACCAGUUUGCGGACGACGAGAGCGGCACCUACCUCAUGGAACAAGACAGCGCGAUGAUCGACUACAGACGUCUGGCGCUCUGAAACCGAAGGCACGAGAGGGACUUUGGGAAUGUCUUUCCGCUUCUCCCUUUGUUCCCAGGGUCAAAUCCAGCGAGCCUACUCCUAAUGCAGUUUUAGUGGACCCGCAGGCAUAAACUCACACAAGGGGA